AUGAUCUAUUGUUCUCAUGUCACUCGAUUAUCGAUUCACAAUCUUUCAAAACGGUUUGUUGUUAACCUUUCCAAACAACAAUGGCGAUGUUUUAGCGAAAUAGACACGUCACCAUCUAGUGUGAUGAGAAAUGCUCAAGUUCAAACCAUUUAUUCAGAGACAAUGCAGAUUCCCAAGCAAGGUAGAUUAGAAGUUCGAUGUCCAUUUAAUCUCUAUGUGACACCAAUACAUCCGAAAGAUUUUCCAAGACUUGAUAAAGCUUUUUUCACAAUAUAUGGUGAUAGUGAUUUUCAAUUUUCAAAAGACAAAUGGAAUAAAUUAUUUAAAUUUUCUACUGUGUUCAAUUCUGAUGAUCGAACACUUCGUGUUAUGGGUAAUUUCACUGAAUCAGGUGAAAAACAGUUAAGUGAACUAGCACAUACAUUAGAAGUAUUUUGUCAAAUUCCUCCAAAUUAUGAAAUUGAUAUCAAUUGUAUGGAUAAUAAUAAUGUUAAUGUUGAACAUUUACAAAGUCCUCGUGUUCACAUUCAAACAAAGCGAGGCGAAUGUUCACUGAGGAAUAUAGUUGCAGACAGUAUUGUUGUACACAGCCAAACAGGCAACAUAACUUGCUCAGGUUCAUUGCAUGGAACAAUCGAUUUAAGCACAGAAAGAGAUGGUAUAAUACAGGGAUCGAAAUUGCAAGGUCCUUUUGUUAGAUUAAAAGUUGAGAAUUCAGAUAUUCGCGUCAACAGUAUUGAUUCUGAACAUUUUUUUAUUCGUGGACAACAUGGAAAUUUUCGUUUUGGAAAGUUACAUGGCCAUGGAAUAAUUAAUUUAAAUCGAGGCUCAAUAAAAAUAAAAUCAAUCGAUGGUGAUGUUAGUCUUCAAUGUGAAAAAGGUGAUGUGCAUGCCUUCUUUUUCUCUACUGAUUUAUCAACAAUAAGGGCUAAAGAAGGUGACGUUCAUUUGGGUGUUGUUGACACUGCAAAUGUUCGAUUAAAUCUUGUUGGUAAACGUGUUCAAGUAGAAGACGCAGCUACUGAACAUUUCCACAGGAAAACAGUUACAAAAGCAGGCAUUGUUCAAGUCAAUGGUUUCAUAUCAGACGAAUCUGCUAGCGCCUCGAUUGAUGUUAGCGCAUCAAAUGGUACUGUUCAGCUCCAUGUACGAGAUUGGUUUUCAACAUUGAAACUUGAUCGACAUGUUGAUCAAUAA
Molecule: messenger RNA, 1197 nt
Organism: Rotaria socialis
Lineage: Eukaryota; Metazoa; Rotifera; Eurotatoria; Philodinida; Philodinidae
Source: the annotation of a GenBank genome assembly